Amoebophrya sp. A120 is the source of this 1387-nucleotide messenger RNA. NCBI's taxonomy places the organism in Eukaryota, Dinophyceae, Syndiniales, Amoebophryaceae. The record is from the annotation of a GenBank genome assembly.
AUGGCAUCCGUCGCUCCGGCGUAUCAGCAGCACCUGCCAAACGGCAGCUUCAGCGACCCGCUGCGGGCGCAGAGGGACACGGUGGAAGAUUUUACCGGCUUCCUGCGCUACCUGGAGCAGUUUCCAGAAACUGCGGGCGACGAGAUUACGGUGGACGUUUAUGUGCAGUCCUUCGUGCAGGAAUUGUUGCCUUGUUUGCCCUAUGCAUUGCAAAAGUAUCGUACUCGUAUACAUGCAUCACAAAUUUCCUCAGCGUGAGAAAUAAAAUUUGUAAUGCAGAUUUACCUUAGAAAGAAGAUUUGUAAUGCAUGAUUGCAAUACGAGUGCGAUACUUUUGCACAGGAUAUGCCCCUUGGGCCCCAGCGCAAGCAGGUGGAGGAGCGGAUUUCCCGCUGGGAAGCGCAGCGGCUGCAGCACUUGAAAACUCGAUCGCAACAUCAAGAGCAGCUGCAGCAAGUCGGGCUGAUAACAAGCGGGGCGUCGUCGUCCUCCCGCAGGAAUAGCAAGACUGGUUUGUUGACAGAUGAUGUUGAUGAUGCGGAUGAAGCGGAUAUAAUUAUUGCAAGCGAUGAGUUUGCCAGUGCACCUGCUCGAAGCAGUGGCGUAGAAAGCGACUUUGACACCUUGCAGAGCUUUGCGACAGAAAAGCCGGGGACUGAAAUAACAAGUGAUGGAGUAGACAUAAUAGGAAUAGCAGCCACGACAACCGGGAAUAGAUCUUCUUCUUCAGCUUCACCCCCUGCUGUGGUUGCAGAAGUGGUGAGUAGCAGUCUGUCGCUCCAAGAAUAUCGAAAGCAGAGGCUUCUUGCAACUUCUGCGACCUCCGGCUCGAAUAUGAAAACAACGGCAAUGAAAGGCAGUGGUGUAGUACAUGAUGCGCUCAGCACUGCCCCGUCGACGCCGAACGCCUCGUCCUAUCGAGUAGAUGACGAGAAAAAAUUGGACGAGGCCGAGCGGGAGGAGAUGCUGGCAACGGUAGCGAAUUCCGUGGAGCAGAUGGUGGGGAUUGCGCACGGUAUUGGCGGGAGGCUGCAGGAAGACAACCAGUUGCUGGACAAAAUCAACGAAGAUUUUGACAAGCGGACGGACAGCCUGCAGGCCAAGAACCAAACGGCGCGGGACAUGCUGUGGAGCAGCAAGAUGGGCUUCUUCACGCAGGUGUUCCUGUUCGCGGUCAGCGUCGUGGUUUUUUUCCUCAUGGUCAGCUUCAUUUUCGCGACCAAAAUCAUCAAUUGGUGAUGGAAAGUGACACACUUCUUCUUCCAAAAACGACAUAAUUUGAUGGGGACCCAGAUCACGCAUUGGGGUUUUUCAAAAGUUGUAAAACUGAAGCGACAACUGAAGCGAUUUGAUGAUGGGCCCUCAACAAGCGACCCCCGUGUAAUAU